GCCGGCGGACACCUACCUUCGGUAGCUACAUCCAAGUUGCUCAGACCGACUCGCGACGAGGCCUUGCGCACCCCGGGCGUCAAAUGGACAGACGAAGACAACUCAGGGCCCGUGCGGACCAUAGUAGGCGGCCGAGAGACCCGGAAGAUGAAUACCUACCAAUCCAUCCGGGAUGCUCUCAGCCACGCAUUAGUGAGAGACGACACUGCUGUUAUAUUUGGAGAGGAUGUAGCGUUCGGCGGGGUCUUUAGGUGCACCAUGGGACUAGCUGAGGAAUUUGGCCGCGAAAGGGUCUUCAAUACUCCAUUGAGCGAACAAGGCAUUGUGGGAUUUGGUAUCGGUAUCGCUGCUAUGGGACACACUUCUAUAGCUGAGAUCCAAUUCGCCGACUACAUCUAUCCUGCAUUCGACCAGAUUGUGAAUGAAGCAGCCAAGUUUCGAUACAGGUCCGGAGGCCAGUACCACGUAGGGGGGCUUACCAUUCGUACGCCGACCAUGUCCGUAGGGCAUGGCGGGCUGUACCAUUCACAGAGUCCCGAGGGGUUCUUCAUGGGUGCCGCUGGUGUAAAGGUCGUCAUACCUCGCUCGCCUAUCCAAGCCAAGGGUCUACUGCUUGCCUCGAUACGGGACCCUAACCCUGUUAUUUUCAUGGAACCCAAAAUCCUCUAUCGUUCCGCUGUCGAGCAAGUUCCCAUCGACGACUUCGAGCUCCCGAUCGGUCGAGCGGAUGUCCUGAUUGCAGGUUCCGACCUCACCCUCUUAACCUGGGGAACGCCUCUGUAUCACUGCGAGACCGCGCUGCACAUGCUCGCUUCCCCGCCUCCCCAGGUCUCCAGGCACGUUCCCGAGUCCCUCAGAGGUGCCAAGGUAGAACUGAUUGACUUGCGGACCAUUCUGCCGUGGGACGUCGAGACCGUCGUCGAGAGCGUCAACCGCACGGGACGCCUGGUGAUUGUGCACGAAGCGGGGCUCACAGCUGGGGCAGGCGCGGAGAUUGCUGCGACCGUGCAGAAGAAAUGUUUCCUCAAGCUUGAUGCCCCGGUGAAGCGGAUUACGGGCUGGGACACCCCCGUACCUCUGCAAUAUGAGAAGUUCUAUAUCCCCGAUGCCAUCCGUAUUCUGGACGGUAUUGUGGAGACUCUGAUAUAUUGAUUUCAUCCGAAGUAAAGGAUCGUCCUUGUACUUCUAUCUUCAUACUGUCUACCGUAUCAUAUUUCUACUGUUUUCUGUUGCAUCCUAUUAAUGUAGGUUAAGUGUAUGCCACGAGCACAGGACGAGCCCGAGGAAGAGAAUUGACAGAUGUUCCAACGGCAUCCGCC
Molecule: messenger RNA, 1319 nt
Organism: Gloeophyllum trabeum ATCC 11539
Lineage: Eukaryota; Fungi; Basidiomycota; Agaricomycetes; Gloeophyllales; Gloeophyllaceae
Product: thiamine diphosphate-binding protein
Exons: 8
Coding region: 148-1152 (334 amino acids)
Biological process (GO): response to nutrient; branched-chain amino acid catabolic process
Molecular function (GO): catalytic activity
Source: RefSeq, a predicted model, not a curated record